Messenger RNA from Aphanomyces invadans, 1117 nucleotides. RefSeq lists its product as hypothetical. The record is from RefSeq and is a predicted model, not a curated record. Gene Ontology annotation, molecular function: protein binding. Bases 1 to 1062 code for a protein of 353 amino acids. The transcript has a single exon. NCBI's taxonomy places the organism in Eukaryota, Oomycota, Saprolegniomycetes, Saprolegniales, Verrucalvaceae.
AUGUGGGUUGCGACGCCGUUUGGCAUCGGCGUGCUGAUCACCGACGGCGACUGGGAGAUCCAGGCCAAAGUGACAGUCCAAUUCCCAUGGGGCAUUGGAUAUCUGCAGCGACACAUCGUAUCUACGUCCCAUACCUUUCAGUGCACAUGCUUUGCGUUGCCACGCACGUUGCAGCGUUUCGCUCUCACGUUGGAGCUGACGACGACGUUUGCGGCGUUGUGUGAACGAGUCCUUGUCCACGCUGGCAUGCCUUUGCUACUGGUGGACAACGUUGUCGUCAUGCAACCAUGCUUUGGUGGCCCUGACGACUGCAGAAUUGGAUCGGAUGGCGUGGUUAUUCGUGGCCAACUCCGCUUCUCGUCGUUACGUCCACUACUUAUCCAUAUCUUUCCCACCAUCAAGAUCGCCAAGACGUCGUCGCUCCUUCGCAUCAGCGCUAACGACAAGGGAGAAGCUGCACCACCUUUGCCAGCCCCUCCAGCGUCGACCGAACCACCCCUUCCAUCGCAACCUGCGACAACUCUACCUCCAUGUGUGCAGAAUGCAUCGCCAAGCGCUGGAACUACAGCUGCAAACUCUGCUACCAACAGCGUUCCAACACAAGAGCUAUCACCAGUGGUGACUCAAAUCGGCCGGGGCGCCGGUUGCGUUUUGGGAGCCGAAAGGACGUUGACCAGCGGCCGCAAGUACUGGGAAGUUCGCUUGGAUACAACCGUUGUCGGCAAUGGCGUCUUGGUUGGCGUUGCUGUCGUGGAUGUGCCAUUGAAUUCCAAUGUGGUUGGAACCGACUGUUUCUGGGGAUUUGCCGCUCAUCUCGGGAAAAAGGCCAGCGACACUUUUGAGACGUACGGCCAAGUUUGUGUCAAGGGCGAUGUCGUUGGGACGUUGUACGACGCCGAGCUCGGUGAGUUAAGCUUCUUCCGGAAUGGCGAGCCGCUAGGAGUCGCGUUUCGUCAUCUCUACUUCGCCCGGUUCUGCCCAGCGUUCGCCACGACUAGCGUCGGACUCGCGUUCACGCUUCUGCCGCGGACAGUCCCACCGCCGUACACGUUAGAGCUGUAGGUUAACGAGUAACUUUAGCCAGCGCUGGGUUGCUCCCUGAGCAGGCUUAACGUUC